Molecule: messenger RNA, 1199 nt
Organism: Priapulus caudatus
Lineage: Eukaryota; Metazoa; Priapulida; Priapulimorpha; Priapulimorphida; Priapulidae
Product: adenosine kinase-like
Exons: 10
Coding region: 55-930 (291 amino acids)
Biological process (GO): purine ribonucleoside salvage
Cellular component (GO): cytosol; nucleus
Molecular function (GO): adenosine kinase activity
Source: RefSeq, a predicted model, not a curated record
UUAUUACUCACAGUAGGACUGAUAGUGUUUGUUACGCGACCACGCCCGAGCUCUAUGGAGAAGCAGGUUGAAGGUGAAGGCAUGCUGCUGGGCAUGGGAAACCCACUGCUAGACGUUGCCGCUGUCGUCACAAAGGAAUUCCUAGACAAGUAUGAAUUGCUGCCGGACAAUGCGAUACUUGCUGAUGCAAAGCAUAAGGACAUCUUUGAGGACAUGCACCAAUUUACAGAGGUGGAGUUCACACCAGGGGGCGCCACUCAGAACACACUGAGGACUGCACAGUGGAUGACCGGCUCGCCGGAGUUUGCGACCCUCUUCUUCGGCUGUAUAGCCAAGGACAGACACGGCGACAUCAUGACCAAGGCGAUGAAGGAAGGGAGCGUGAAAACCGUCUACCAGAUCAACGGCAGCAACAGCGAACCCACGGGAACAUGCGCAGUCUGCAUCACCGGCAAUAACAGGUCGUUGGUCGCGAACCUAGCUUCGGCUAACUGCUUCACUAAGGCGCACCUGGACGACAAAGCGAACUGGGCGCAUGUCGAGAGAGCAAAGCUUGUGUACACUGCCGAGGCUGAAGCAUUCUCUGAAGCUCAGGGAUUCGGGACCAAGGAUGUGAAGGAAAUUGCACUGAAGGCUGCAAGCUUGCCAAAGCACAAUUCCAAGCGUAGUAGAACUGUGGUUAUAACACAGGGUGCAGAGCCAACCAUAAUUGUUGAAGGUGGCAAGCUCACUGAGUAUGCAAUCAUUCCUAUAGAGAAGGAGAAGAUCGUAGACACAAAUGGAGCGGGAGAUGCCUUUGUAGGAGGUUACCUGUCACAGCUGAUGCUGGAGCGAUCGACGGAGCAGUGUGUGCGCGCCGCUAACUACGUCGCCAACCUCAUCAUCCAGCGUCACGGAUGCACCUUCACCGAGAAGUGCGUGUACGAAUAACGUCGGUCGCCAUGGCGAUGCGCCGUCGUCCGUGGUGGCGCCACCGGUGGCCAUUCCAUUCACAGGGGGCGUGAGCGUUGUCGUUCACGUGGAGGUCCGACUCGUAAUGACGCUUACGUGACGGCGCAGUGGGAUGGUCGUGUGAGGGCGCCACUGUGCAGUGGGAUGCUCGUGCGAGGGCGCCACUGUGCAGUGGGAUGGUCGUGUGAGGGCGCCACUGUGCAGUGGGAUGGUCGUGUGAGGGCGCCACUGUGCAGUGGGGCAUGUCG